Rhineura floridana is the source of this 4486-nucleotide messenger RNA. RefSeq names its product zinc finger protein 420-like. Gene Ontology annotation, biological process: regulation of transcription by RNA polymerase II. Bases 291 to 3461 code for a protein of 1056 amino acids. Gene Ontology annotation, molecular function: DNA-binding transcription factor activity, RNA polymerase II-specific; RNA polymerase II cis-regulatory region sequence-specific DNA binding. Lineage: Eukaryota; Metazoa; Chordata; Lepidosauria; Squamata; Rhineuridae. The transcript has 7 exons. The record is from RefSeq and is a predicted model, not a curated record.
UCUCACUCGGUGAAGCCUGAACCACACUCUGAAGGCGACUCCCUCUGCUAGACUGAAUCCGCCGUGACCGGGAGAGACCAGGGUCAAGAGCCUUUCAGGCACCUCUUAAAAGCCCGGAGGCCUAGCGAGCCGUUUCAGACGUUCUUCAGCAGACACGCAUUUUAAUCUUGCUGUUUCUUCGUUUGAAUUGUUUCUGUUUCUCUUGCGGGACCCUGCCUUGAUAUUUUAGGACAGGGCUGGGAAACUUUGGUCCUUUGGAUGUGGUCGGACUCCAAUUCCUGCGACGGGGAAUGCCCUCCGACGACACAGCCCAGGAUUACGAGGAAGCGAGAGGAGGAGGCUGCUUGGCCGCGGAAGGGUUAAGGACGCAGAACUGGGUUCCUAGAGAGGACGGGGAAUGGGAAGAGGAGUGUCUUUGUCCUCCAACCGCUGCAAGCCCGAAAACUGCCGCCGCCUUCUUCUUCUCCGCUGGGGGCGGGACCGGCCGGACUCCGAUUCUUCUUUCGCAGGGGCUGCAUUUUCCCAUCGGAGAGCGGGACUUGGUAGUACCCCCAAUUAGGACAGCCUUUGCCAGAAGAGGGAAAGAAAGAGCACAGAAAGCAAAGAUGGAACACUCACCUUGCCCAGAAGCAGAAAGAGGUCCAUAUAUCAUCCAUGCUGGGAGCCCUGGGGAAUUCUGGGAAAGAACAGUGCAGAAUGUCCUGGGCAAGGAGGACACCCUUAGCUCAGAUGUGAAGCGCCAGCAUUUCAGGCAGUUCUGCUACCAGGAGGCCAAAGGACCCCGAGAUGUUUGCAGCCAACUCCACAAUCUGUGCUGUCAGUGGCUGAAGCCAGAGCAACACACAAAGAACCAGAUCCUGGACCUGGUGAUCCUGGAGCAAUUCUUGGUUGUCCUUCCACCAGAGAUGGAGAACUGGGUGAGGGAAUGUGGAGUGGAGACCACUUCCCAGGCGGUGGCCCUGGCCGAAGGUUUCCUCCUGAGUCAGGCAGAGGACAAGAGGCAGGCAGAGCAGCAGAUCAUGGGUCUGUUUGCAGAAGAGGCCACUGAUUUCCUGGAAUCGAAGGCGCCGUCAGGGGCCAGAGAAUGUUCUCUGCGAAGGGGGCACGUUCAGGAGAGUGAAAGACGUGCCACCUCACUCGGUGACGGGACUCUGCUGUCAAGGCCCCCUCGGUCACCUCUUCUUUGUGGUGGAGAAGAAGCAGCUGCUGUGGAAGCGGAUCAGGGUCCCCUGUCUUUUGAGGAGGUGGCUGUGUAUUUCACUGAGGAGGAGUGGGCUCUACUGGAUCCCCACCAGAGGGCGCUGCACAGGGAGGUCAUGGAGGAGAAUGGUCGGAUUGUCACCUCUUUCGGUUGUGAAAGCAAAUCUGAGAAUCAGGAAGAACUACAUGGGGAGUUUCCAGCAAGAGACACAUGUAUAAAGGGGGAGCAGCAGAGAAUGAAAACUGAAACUAAAUCCACAUCUUCUCAAGGCACUGUCUACCAUCAAAUUGCAAUCCAAGGAAGAAUGGAAAAAAGAAAAGAUGAAAAUACAUGCUGUGUGUGUUUGUCAGCUUUCCAUCCUAAAUCAACACUUAAAACUCAAUGGAAAAAACAAACCGGGGAGAAACCAUAUGAAUGCUUGGAAUGUGUAAAGAGAUAUCAUCAGCAGAUAUAUCUCACUGUUCAUCAAAGAAUUCACACAGAGGAGAAACAAUAUAAAUGCUUGGAGUGUGGAAAGAGCUUCUCUCGGAAGAGAGAUCUCACUGCUCAUCAAGGAAUUCAUACAGGGGAGAAACCAUUUAUAUGCUUGGAGUGUGGAAAGAGCUUCUCUCGGAAGAGAGAUCUCACUGCUCAUCAAGGAAUUCAUACAGGGGAGAAACCAUUUAAAUGCAUGGAGUGUGGAAAGACUUUCUCUUGGAAGGCAGAUCUCACUGCUCAUCAAAGAAUUCACACAGGGGAGAAACCAUUUAAAUGCUUGCAGUGUGGAAAGAGCUUCUUUCGGAAGAGAGACCUCAUCUCUCAUCAAAGAAUCCACACAGGAGAGAAACCAUUUAAAUGCUUGGAGUGUGGAAAGAGCUUAUCUCAGAAGACGAAUCUCAUUGAUUAUCAAAGAAUUCACACGGGGGAGAAACCAUUUAAAUGCAUGGAGUGUGGAAAGAGCUUCUUUCAGAAGAGAGACCUCACUUCUCAUCAAAGAAUCCACACAGGGGAGAAACCAUUUAAAUGCUUGCAGUGUGGAAAGAGCUUCUUUCGGAAGAGAGACCUCACUUCUCAUCAAAGAAUCCACACAGGAGAGAAACCAUUUAAAUGCUUGGAGUGUGGAAAGAGCUUAUCUCAGAAGACGAAUCUCAUUGCUCAUCAAAGAAUUCACACGGGGGAGAAACCAUUUAAAUGCAUGGAGUGCGGAAAGAGCUUCUCUCAGAAGAGCAAUCUCACUGCUCAUCAAGGAAUUCACACAGGGGAGAAACCAUUUAAAUGCUUGCAGUGUGGAAAGAGCUUCUUUCGGAAGAGAGACCUCACUUCUCAUCAAAGAAUCCACACAGGAGAGAAACCAUUUAAAUGCUUGGAGUGUGGAAAGAGCUUAUCUCAGAAGACAAAUCUCAUUGAUUAUCAAAGAAUUCACACGGGGGAGAAACCAUUUAAAUGCAUGGAGUGUGGAAAGAGCUUCUUUCAGAAGAGUGACCUCACUUCUCAUCAAAGAAUCCACACAGGGGAGAAACCAUUUAAAUGCUUGCAGUGUGGAAAGAGCUUCUUUCGGAAGAGAGACCUCACUUCUCAUCAAAGAAUCCACACAGGAGAGAAACCAUUUAAAUGCUUGGAGUGUGGAAAGAGCUUCUCUCAGAAGAUGAAUCUCAUUGCUCAUCAAAGAAUUCACACAGGGGAGAAACCAUUUAAAUGCUUGGAGUGCGGAAAGAGCUUCUCUCAGAAGAGCAAUCUCACUGCUCAUCAAGGAAUUCACACAGGGGAGAAACCAUUUAAAUGCUUGGAGUGUGGAAAGAGCUUCUUUCGGAAGAGAGACCUCACUUCUCAUCAAAGAAUCCACACAGGAGAGAAACCAUUUAAAUGCUUGGAGUGUGGAAAGAGCUUAUCUCAGAAAACGAAUCUCAUUGCUCAUCAAAGAAUUCACACGGGGGAGAAACCCUUUAAAUGCAUGGAGUGCGGAAAGAGCUUCUUUCAGAAGAGCAAUCUCACUGCUCAUCAAGGAAUUCACACAGGGGAGAAACCAUUUAAAUGCUUGGAGUGUGGAAGGAGCUUCUUUCGGAAGAGAGACCUCACUUCUCAUCAAAGAAUCCACACAGGGGAGAAACCAUUUAAAUGCUUGGAGUGUGGAAAGAGCUUCUCUCAGAAGACGAAUCUCAAUACUCAUCAGAGAAUUCACACAGGGGAGAAACCAUUUAAAUGCAUGGAGUGCGGAAAGAGCUUCUUUCAGAAGAGCAAUCUCACUGCUCAUCAAGGAAUUCACACGGGAAAACUCGCAUAGAUGCUUGGAGUGUGGAAAGAGUUUCUGUUGGAAGGCAAGUCUCGCUUCUCAUCAAAGAAUUCAUGCAGUGGAGAAACCAUAUAAAUGCCUGGAGUGUGGAAAGAACUUCUUUCGGAAGAUGGAUCUCACUACUCAUCAAGAAAUUCACACGGGAGAAACUGCAUAAAUGCUUGGAGUGAGUGAGGAAAGAGCUUCUGUUGGAAGCUGAGUCUUGCUUCUCAUCAGAGAAAUCACAGAAGGGUGAAACCAUAUAAAUACUUGGAGGGUGAAAAGUGCUUCUGUAAUGAGAGCCAUCUGAUUGGACUUCUCAUUUGUGGCUCUCUGUCUGCGGAAUGCUCCCCCCAGUGAUGUCCACCUGGCACCUUCACUGACAUUUUUUUCUGAGCCAUGCAAAGAUUUACCUUUUCCCCCAAGCCUUUGAUGGACUGAGCUGAAAAAGUGUUAAUGUAUUUAUGUUUUUGUUUGUAAAUGUAAGCCAUUUGGUCUUUUUAGUCACUUGUUACUUAAGUUUCAUUCUCAUCAAAGAAUUCCCACAGGGUGAAAAACUAUAUGCAUGGUUGGAAGAAGGAAUAUGAAUCUGACAUAGUAUAAUUCCUCUUCCAGAUUGGAGCUAAGGUAUUGAGGGAUGUGACCUGAAGGAAUGGAGCAUGGCCUGGGUUAGGUUCCAAGGGCAGACUGUCAGGCCUGGGGGCCACAUUCAGAUCUGAAGCCUGAGGUGUCCCACCCGUGCUAUAAGAGAUAGAGAGGAAGAGAAACCACUUCCCACACACAGAAAAGCCCACACCCAGACGUAUACUCUUGACUUCUCCAUGGUGUUUGGCUAAAAGCUCAAAUGCAGUAGAAUUAAAAUUGUUCCUGUGAAAGUUGCAAGAUUUUGAUUCAGUAUCCCAUGAAAAGCACCAUCAAAGUAAUGAAUACAUUGAUGUCUUUGGAUCUAUGUUUUUGUCCCCUGAUGGUGCUCUCAAGUGCUGGAUUGGUGAUUAUUUUUGUGCAGUAAACAGACACUAAAAGUAGUUUUAAUUUGA